GGGAGCGGCUGCCCCGUCCAUGGCUUGGCCUCCCCCGGGCAGCAGCAGCUCCGGCUCCCGGGGAGGAGGGGCGGGAGCUGCUGCUCCAUGGGGAGGAAGGGCAGCCCCCGAUCCCCCCAGGCGGAGGGGGGAUCCCGGGCCGCCUCCCCCCCCUCCCCGCUCUGGGCCUUACCUGAGGAGCUGCUGCUCCUCAUCUGCUCCUACCUGGACGCGCAGGCCUUGGGCCGCCUGGCCCAGGUCUGCCGCCGCCUGCGCUUCCUCAGCAGCCGCGAUGUCCUCUGGAGGCGCAUAGCCCGCGGCUGCCUCAACUCCGGCUUCACCCAGCUCGGCACCGACUUAGCUGCUGGCAUUCCAGUGAAGGAAAGGGUGAAGGUAUCUCAGAACUGGAGGCACGGACGCUGCCGGAGGGAGACAGUCCUGAAAUGGAAAUGCAAUUUGAUGCCCUGGAUGGAGCUGGAUGGGGAGUAUCUCUACCUGUCUCAAGCAGAGAACAUCCAGGCCUAUCACCUCUGUGCAGAGGGGACAGGUUUGCAACGUCACCCUCAAGCCAUCUUCUCUGGCCACCAGGAGGACGUGUGUCGUUUUGUUCUUGUCAACUCCCACAUUGUCAGUGGAGGGGGAGAUGGCAGUAUUGUCCUUCACAAGAUCCAUGGCUCCUACAGCGUCAAGUUCUCUGCACAUGAGCAGGAGGUGAACUGUGUGGACUUCCAAGGUGGCCUCAUUGUCAGCGGCUCCCGGGACCGAACAGCCAAGGUUUGGUCCCUGUCCGCGGGCAGAGUUGGUCAGUGUCUACAUACAGUGCAGACAGAGGAUCGAGUGUGGUCCAUUGCUAUCAGCCCACUAUUAAGGUAACAGAUCUCUUUAUUCCCAGUUUUCAGCAGGGAGAAGUAAAAGAGUUGGAUAGGCUGUGUGUCCACAAAUCUUUCUGAGGCACUAAUGUGGCAGUUCAGGGACUUGAUUUAUGUGGAGGCUGAUCAGGUGCUUGUGCCUGCAGCAGGAGCUCAGGGAAGAGCAUGUGGUCUUUAUUUCCUAUACCAACAGAGUGAUCCCCUCCUAAAGAGGCCGUGAAGGUGGCCCUCGGUUCCUCUUAGUGCCUCAGGUGGGACCUGUUUGUUCUUUCUUCAUGAUGGAAUGCUGAUUAGAAACAGUGAUCUGGAUCCUCUUGAGAUUUUCUGUGCUGAAAAGAUGCCAACUUGUAUUCUCAUUCUCUGGCAGAAGAGAUGCUGAGCAAAAAGGUCCCUGCUUGAGAGCUGCAUGCAGUAGUUAAAACUCUGGUUUUUUUGAACAUGUUGAACUGGCAAAGAUGAAGUGCAGUUCAGGGAUGUGGUUUUCCAGCCUCUGUUGCCUGUAGCUCUGUGCUUCUAGUGAAGGCAUAAUGCUACAAGUACAGCUUCAGCAUGGGAGGCAAGGGCAAUACAU
This is a messenger RNA of Sturnus vulgaris (Common starling), 1419 nucleotides long. The record is from RefSeq and is a predicted model, not a curated record. NCBI's taxonomy places the organism in Eukaryota, Metazoa, Chordata, Aves, Passeriformes, Sturnidae.